GGGGCUGCAGCGAAUCAGGACGCAGCCCCUGCAAAGCCCAGGCUGCCCGAGUGUCGACUCCCAUCUGUCGAGCUGUCACUUGACAGCAGCAGCACACAUGAACCGGAGGGUCCCGCGCACGGAUUUCGAUCGCCUGUCGACUUUACUAUAAAGGCGUUGCCUUCGUUGCGUUUUCAACGGGGCAGCGACAUUAAAGGACAACAGCUUUGGCAUCUCCACGGACGGAGCACGAAAGCGUAGGACGAAGGUUUUCUCCGCCGCUCGCUACUCGGGCUGCUAAUGCUAAUAGCUAGCCAGCUAGCUAGCUUGCGGACCGGAUAGCAGGUGUUCGGCAGCCCGUUGGUGUAUUUAGCUGGCGAAGCUAAGGUCGGAUGAGCUAAGGAUAGCUGCCGGUCAACGGUACCUCGCGGCUGCUUUGGCAUAAUAAAUGUGUCAAUGUAGCGCUUUUGCCAAUACAACGCCAACUACUUCCCGUGUCAAUGCAUGCACCGUUGUGAAGUGUUUCUCCGCCUCUCGCCUUGAUGAAUCUACCCCGUAUAUGACUAGCAUGCUACGGCUCUGCUAAUGCCAGCUCAGUGAGGCUUCACGUCGUCGCAGGGCUGCGGAGUUCCACGGGCGAGCCGAAAGGGGGAAGAGACGUGCUCGGUAAUGCAUACUGGGGGACACGGUGGACUGUCAGGCGAAGGAGACCGAUAUUAGCGUCAACGUUGCGCCCUGCCCACCCCCGUAAAUCCUUAUUGAGUUUGGGCCAUAUGGUUUUAGCCAGGCUGCGGUGGAUAUUUGAUGAAGAAAGGGAUUAGGCUCAUUUUGACCAGACAGCUGACUAAAUGAAUAGCCCUGUUAUCCACUGAAUCGUGAGGUGGUGGCCACCGUGCCAGAAAAGGGAAUACAUUCUGAAGAUCAACCCCAGGGAUUGCAAUACACACAACGAGCUUGCAAAACGAUGGCUUCGGCGGGCAGUAUUGCUGCAGCCAUUGCUAGCAAAACCAAGACGAAAAAAAAGCACUUCGUUGCCCAGAAAGUGAAGCUCUUCCGUGCCAGCGAUCCUCAACUCAGCGUGGUUAUGUGGGGAGUCAACCAUUCGAUAAAUGAGUUGAGCCAUGUUCAGAUUCCCAUUAUGCUCAUGCCAGAUGAUUUCAAGGCCUACUCGAAGAUUAAAGUGGACAACCAUCUAUUCAAUAAAGAAAACAUGCCCAGCCAUUUCAAGUUCAAGGAGUAUUGCCCCCUGGUGUUUCGAAACCUCAGGGAGAGGUUUGGCAUCGAUGAUCAAGAUUUCUUGAACUCCCUGACUCGUAGCGCUCCCUUGAACAGUGAAGCCCAGGGACGAAGCGGGGCUCGUUUCCAUACCUCAUAUGACAAGCGCUACGUCAUCAAGACCAUCAGCAGUGAAGACGUGGCGGAAAUGCACAACAUUUUAAAGAAGUACCAUCAGUUUAUUGUGGAGUGCCAUGGCAACACGCUGCUGCCUCAGUUUUUGGGGAUGUACAGGCUCACCGUUGACGGGGACGCAACGUACAUGAUUGUUACACGCAACGUCUUCUCGCACCGCCUUUCUGUCUUCAAAAAAUAUGAUCUCAAGGGUUCGACUGUGGCGCGAGAGGCCAGUGACAAGGAGAAGCAGCCGCCCCCACCAGAGGAUGUGCCCCUGCGGCCCAAAUCUGGUAACGUUCAGCAAAGGCUGCAAACACUGCGGAUCGCGACGCGCUUUUACUGCGCCAUGAAACACGUAAGAGAUGCUAAGGAGCUGCCUACCUACAAGGACAACGACUUCAUCAACGAUGGCCAGAAGAUCUGCGUCGACGACGAGAACAAGAAAAUGUUCUUGGAGAAGCUCCGGAAAGAUGUCGAGUUCCUGGCCCAGUUGAAGCUCAUGGACUACAGUCUGCUGGUGGGGAUCCACGAUGUGGAACGAGCAGAGCAGGAAGAGGUGGAAAGCGAGGACAACGAGGCCGAGGAGGAGGGUGGCGAGAGCGACGGAGGGGUCAUCGGGACCCCUCCCGACAGUCCCAGCAACACCCUGGACAGCACCAAGCCCCUGUCCCCCGGGGAAUUUGAUCCCGCCAUUGAUGUCUAUGCCAUCAAAAGCAGUGAAAGUGCGCCCAGGAAAGAAGUCUACUUCAUGGCCAUCAUUGACAUCCUGCAACACUAUGAUGCCAAGAAGAAGGCCGCCCACGCCGCAAAGACGGUCAAACAUGGCGCUGGGGCCGAAAUCUCAACCGUGAACCCCGAGCAGUACUCCAAGAGGUUUCAUGAUUUCAUCACCACUAUUCUGUCAUAGCCCCCACGAGCACCAGGAGGUGCUUAAGCUCGAGGGUGGUGGGGGCCGUAGGGUGGAGAGGGGGAAAAAACAAAAGGCGAUGGAAAGAAUGAAGGUGCUGUGGUGUCUUUGUGUGGCUUCCCCGUUUCCUCCUUGCCGCAGCUAAAACGUUAUUCGUUUACAUUCAACUCCUCCUUGACUUUUGCAAAGGUUCUUUGGAUGAGGCAAUUGUCAAAAUCAAAUGUUCUUUUGUUGUUGUUGUUUUUCCCAAACAGUCUUGAUGAGUCCUUUGUCUUGUCAUUUUGGUGGAAAAGUGUUUUUUAAAUUGCCCCCCCCCCCCGCACAUCCUUUGUGUGUUUGUGUCAGACUCACCCUUUAUGUGAUGUUGGAGGGGGGCUGAGUUUCACUGAGGGGAGGAGGCCAGCCCCCCCCCCCCUUCCCGGCAACACGCCACCCUCCCGUCCCUGCAGAUUGCCGCGUUCGUUGCGUUUAGUCACUCCCAUGUCCUCCUCCUGUGCGCUCUUGCCAUAUGUCGAUACAGCGCUUCCCCUCAUCCCGUGCGCUCACUUUUGUCAUUUGAGUUGUGAUGCGGACUGGAUAAGUGUGACUUAGCGACGGGGACAGGAAACGAUGCAUCAAUCGACAUCGUAAAAAUAACUUCUCGGGUGGCGGUCUUUUCGAGAGUCGACAUCGGCCAUGAACAGGCUCUUGCCAUCGGCACCUUAUGUUAGGAAUUUAAAAAAAAAAUGUUUGCACUUUUUUUGUUGUUACAGUCCAUGACAAAACAUUUGAGCUUUUGAUGACAUUUGUGGCAACUAAGAGGAAUCCUGUGAAUAAUGUGUGGAAAAGCUGCAGGGACUUGGUUCCGUUUGGAGAGAAACCAGAAAAGUAUUCGAUUGGGCCAACAAAACAAAAUUGAUCCUGCCGUGAUCAUACAAGUAGGAACCACGUGGCUGCCUCGCACUCCGGGCAGCAGAAAAACAAGCGUCCUCUUCUUGCAUCCAUAAUUUCAAAGUCAAUGCAACGUGUUUUCAAGGAGGCUACUGAUCAUUGUCCAGCAACGCUUCCAGAUGUUUUUUUUUUUUUUGUUGUUGUUUUUUUUUGAAGGGGGGGCACUUAAUCGUCUUUGAGAUUGGCACGGCACUCCCUCACUUCCCCGCACACAUUUCCACGUUCACGUUGCUUCACUCAUUGUGGAGCAUCAGUCACGUUUUUUUUUUUGUUUUGUUUUGUUUUUUUUUUAGUCAUCACCUGCAGGUAUUUCUCUUUUUACAUUUGUUGAGGAUGACGAUAGCAUAGAAUCUUGAUCUCAAAAUGGAUUAUCCCUCCCACUGCAGCUUUACAUGAGCUGCAUCCAGAGGAAAAAAAGUUUGUCACAUUUUGUUUACAGAACAUCUUCAAAAGAGCCUUGCCCGUCAAUCGUCGCAAGGCAAACACUGACUUUUUCGUGGCAAAUGCCGGAUGACCACUCUUGGUGUUUCUGUUUCAAUCUGGUGAAGAGGGUUGCAGCCCCUCAUGUUUGCGGGCGUGACCGCGUUUCUCUUUAACUUUGGCUUGAUGACUUUCCUGGAGAGAGUUUUUGGGAGAUGAUACAAGAAGCAUGUUGUCAAGGCCGUUCCCAUUUGUGUUGGAGGGUUUUUGAAUAUUUUGCACACAAGGAAAGGAACCAAAUGUUACAAACAACAACCCCA
This is a messenger RNA of Hippocampus comes (tiger tail seahorse), 3948 nucleotides long. RefSeq names its product phosphatidylinositol-5-phosphate 4-kinase, type II, alpha a (gene pip4k2aa). Gene Ontology annotation, cellular component: plasma membrane. Lineage: Eukaryota; Metazoa; Chordata; Actinopteri; Syngnathiformes; Syngnathidae. Bases 944 to 2278 code for a protein of 444 amino acids. The record is from RefSeq and is a predicted model, not a curated record. Gene Ontology annotation, biological process: phosphatidylinositol phosphate biosynthetic process. Gene Ontology annotation, molecular function: 1-phosphatidylinositol-5-phosphate 4-kinase activity; 1-phosphatidylinositol-4-phosphate 5-kinase activity. The transcript has 11 exons.